AUGGCAGCUCAUCGCGCCGACGAAAGCUCAUUCCUCGACAAUCGUGGCUACAAGGGCCCAUUGAUCCGUGGCGUCAACCCAGCCACCCUCUUCGAAAAAGCCGUGCGCGACCGCAUCACCGACUCAUACUACUGGAAAGAACAAUGCUUCGGUCUGAACGCGGCCACCCUCUGUGAUCGCGCAGUCGAGCUGAGCUGCAUCGGUGGUACAUACGGUAUCUCUGAGAAGCCGACCCCGUUCCUCUGUCUCGCUUUCAAGCUGCUCCAGCUCGGACCGGAUCGCAAUGUCAUUCUCGAAUUACUCAAUUACACCGACCCCGGCAGUGGCGAGGAGGGAGAAGACCCGGAAGACAGUGUUGUGAAGGAUCGCGGUGACUUUAAGUACUUGCGUGCUCUGGCUGCGUUCUAUGUACGCUUGACUUUCGAUGCCGUCGAUGUCUACAAGACGCUUGAACCGCUUCUCCUCGAUUACCGCAAAUUGAAACGACGUGUGCGCGACACUUUUACACUCACCUACGUGGAUCAAUUCGUCGAUGAUCUCCUCACAAAGGACCGUGUGUGUGGUACCAGUCUGUGGAAACUUCCGCCACGAUCACAGCUGGAGGACUUGGACAUGCUGGAUGAGCGCAUCAGCCCCCUCGCUGACGAGCUGGAGGAGUUGGACCGCGAGAACGAUGAAAAUUCCGACCGAAGCCGGGAAAACAGCGAUGCGGGCUCUCCAUCGAGGGACGAGGAACCCAAGAGGACCGAAAGUGAUGAUUGA
This is a messenger RNA of Penicillium brevicompactum, 762 nucleotides long. RefSeq names its product PRP38 family protein. Lineage: Eukaryota; Fungi; Ascomycota; Eurotiomycetes; Eurotiales; Aspergillaceae. The transcript has a single exon. The coding region runs from base 1 to 762 and encodes 253 amino acids. The record is from RefSeq and is a predicted model, not a curated record. Gene Ontology annotation, cellular component: precatalytic spliceosome.